CUCACUGCUGGCAGCUGCAAGAUUCCAGCGCUCGUCAUCAGCCAUUCGCCAGGCGUUCUCACAUUCUUUUCACCUGGCAUCUUUCUUUUUUCUCUUGCAGGUGCAGGUUCAGUUCUUUUCCACUUGUCACCUUUCCUUUCUUUCCUUUCUUUUCUCCCUUGCAGUCCCCUUCUUUCUCGUCUUUUACCUUUGAUUCUACCUGUACUUUCUCUUCCAAACGCAUGCGCGGCCUCAUCUGAUUCGUCCAUUCCUCCUGCAUCUCGCUUUUGCGGCGAGGCGAGGCAAGCCCAGCGCCGACGCCGAAAAUGCAUCUCGCGACAACGCUGCUCGAGCUUCCUGCCCCCCUCUGGGCCUGGAUCCGAGCGACUCCAGUGUACAUCCUCCUCGGCCUCUUCCUCGCGCUGGUUCUGGUGGGACUCUUCGGUCUCUUUGUACUCCUCCACCUCGUCGCCCCGAAGCCUCGCCCGGUUCUUCCCUCGGAAAAGACAUACAUCACCAGUGGCCCUUCGGGCAAGACGACGCCGCGUCCUCUUCCCUGCUGGUACGAUCGAUGGCUCGCAGAACGCCGCCUCAGCGAGCAGCGUGUUCGCCCCGAGCAGGCGUUCCCAACACCCGAUGUCGGCUCCAUCGAGCCCGCCGAGCUCCUCCUCAGCGUCGUCUUCCCCGCGUAUAACGAGCAGGACCGUGUCAUUCCGACGCUCGAAGAAGCCGUCGAGUACCUGGACAAGCACUUUGGACGCAGCGCCGGCGCCAAGAACCCUGCUGUGCCGGUCAAGAAGCGGCAUGCGCCAAGUGUUGCUGAUCCCAAGGAGCGAGGCCUCAGCGGUUACGAAAUCAUUGUUGUUGACGACGGAAGCCGCGACAAGACGGUCGAUGUGGUGCUCGACUUUGCGCAGAAGAAUGGCCUCCAUGAUACGCUGCGGGUUGUGUCUCUGGUCAAGAAUCGGGGCAAGGGCGGUGGUGUAACUCACGGCCUUCGCCACGUGCGUGGCGAGUACGCCUUGUUUGCCGACGCCGACGGCGCAUCGCGGUUCAGCGACGUGGCCAAGCUGAUUGAGGGCGUCGAGGAGGUUGUUGACGGCUCCCGUCGGGGAGUUGCCAUUGGCAGCCGUGCCCAUCUCGUAGGUAGUGAGGCAGUCGUCAAGCGCUCUGCCCUCCGAAACUUUCUCAUGCGGUCAUUCCACCUCGUCCUCACCAUCCUCACGCCUCCGGCCACCUCCCGGAUCCGCGACACCCAAUGCGGCUUCAAGCUCUUUACCCGCGCUUCACUGCCGCACAUCGUUCCCUACAUGCAUACCGAAGGCUGGAUCUUCGAUAUCGAGAUGCUGAUGCUUGCCGAGUCCGCACCCGCCACCCCCGUCUUGGGCAGCGACGGCAGUGUUAUUGGCACUAGUCCUGGCAUCAAAGUCGCCGAGGUGCCCAUCCAGUGGCACGAGGUGGGCGGCAGCAAGCUGAACGUAAUCCAGGAUAGCAUCAAGAUGGCCAUUGGAUUGGCCGUAUUGAGGGCCAGUUGGAUGAUGGGCGUGUAUAGGAGGCGCCUCACUUGAGACUUGGAGCCCGUGGAAAUCGACAAUCAGUAGGGGUUGAUGGAUAAAUCCGCGGCAGAUAAAGCACACAUCCAUGUGUAUGCCUUUUAAAAUAGAUGGCCAUGUCUAGCCAUGUGAAACCUUCUUACAUGGUUGCUG
Molecule: messenger RNA, 1685 nt
Organism: Trichoderma reesei QM6a
Lineage: Eukaryota; Fungi; Ascomycota; Sordariomycetes; Hypocreales; Hypocreaceae
Product: glycosyltransferase family 2
Exons: 3
Coding region: 306-1547 (413 amino acids)
Cellular component (GO): endoplasmic reticulum membrane
Source: RefSeq, a predicted model, not a curated record